Messenger RNA from Armigeres subalbatus, 1859 nucleotides. Its product is annotated as endoplasmic reticulum membrane-associated RNA degradation protein-like. The transcript is spliced from 3 exons. The coding region runs from base 123 to 1859 and encodes 578 amino acids. NCBI's taxonomy places the organism in Eukaryota, Metazoa, Arthropoda, Insecta, Diptera, Culicidae. The record is from RefSeq and is a predicted model, not a curated record.
AUUAGACGCUGCAGUACCUAUUAUAAUAAAAUCUAUGGAAUUUAUGUGCAAGUAAUGUCUUAGUGCAAACCAAAAUAUAGCGAUUAAUAAUUUUAGUUAGUUUACGCAGUUUUUGUCAGAUAAUGCAAAGUGAAUCAUCAGAAAAGUUUUUUAGUGAUGAAAUCGCAUGCAUGCUGCUUGUGGUCAGCUGCGAUCAAAACGAUAUAGUUUUUACUGAACCUAAUGGCACUCUGGAUUGGAAAGCAGUUGAGCAGUACUUUGCUGACGAUUUAGUUACCCACGAUCAGCCUUUGUCUUACGAACAAUGUAGUCGACUGAUGCCCAAGUUGCACGCCUUAUUGAAACGAUGCCCGACCGCAUCCUAUCAGGCGAAGACCCUGAAUUGGACAAAUCGAUUAGAUGUGAUCAAUGAAGCUCUGCGUGGCACUAGUUUGACCUGUUCGCUUAUGCUUUCAGCCAUCCUUGAAUACUCCUUGGGUAACAUCGUCGCCACCAAGACUGGUUCUGCUCCGCCGCAUCUACUUAGAGAUUUGCUGAUGACUGAUACUCUGGCGAAUGUGCUUGGCGAAACUAUGAUAUAUUUAUUGCGACUUCUACUGGGCACACCAAACGGCAUCAACUUCAGAAAUCUUGCCUGGCAUGGGUUCCUCAGUGAAACCGACGUUGACCCAGUUUAUCCGAAUUUUCUACUGGUUAUUUUAACAGCUGUUGGACAGAUUUUCGAAAAACAAAACUUGACUAUAGAAUGUCGAAGUUGUACCUUGCAAGCUCAGUUGAUGUUCGAUAUAAUGGGGUUACAAAAGUUUAAUGUAAAUCUGUUCAAAACCUGCCUCAAUGAUAAUCGACAUAUAUCGGAAACUCAGUUUCAAGAUUGGAUGCAGACUUUGGAGUACUAUAAUAGAAAUCAAUACUAUUCCUGUAUGAGUCGUGCCUUACCGCAACUGGAAAUGUAUCUGAGAAGGGUAUAUAGUGAGCUUCAUCAAAAGGAUUUUCGUGCGAAACUAGACGAAUAUUACAUAAUAAUGGAUACAGUUUUCGAAGAACAUAACUCCUGUACAGGGAAUCGCAACCUGAUUUUCGAUCACUAUUCCACAUCAUUGUUGGAGUUGGCCUACGAUCUUCUAGCAGCGAUAAAUGGCCCUAGAAUACGGGAUAAAUUGAGCCACGGCGAAUUACAGAUAGACCAAGUAAACGAACCUAUGGCCAAAGCAGUCCUAUACACAUGCUAUCUGAUUAUAACGAAUGAAGCAAACUUCGCGUACAAAAGUGUGUAUCAUCCUAAUGCAAUACUGCGAACCAAUCUAAAAGAUUGUAAAAAUACCUUAGAACAGAUAGCAAUUUUGCAGUUCCCAGUAAAUAUCGAUUUGUGCGAAUCGAGCGAUGAUGUUCCAUUUGUGCCGCAAGUAUAUGUGACUGAUAAUAAUGUUAGAAUCUUCCAUCGCCCAGAAGGUGAGGAAGUAGUGAUUGGUUUUCUACAAAGAAUAGCUAUCGCAUUGCAACUUGCUGCCGAGAAUCUCCAUCAAGCUCUGGUUUUCAAGAUAAACGCCAUGGAAAGAAGGGAGCUGCGUUCCAGAGCGAGGAAUAGCUUCUGCAACAUGCUGAAGAUGCUUCCAACGAUAUGCCGAGCGUUCGAGCAUGUAUUGAACCUAAUUGGGUGGAUUUUCUACUGUCUAAUGGAAGCUGACGAAAUUCGUGAUGUCCAAAAACUGAUCAGAUUUAUGAAAUUUAUUCUCAAAUACACGGAAAAUGCAGCUAUCAAUCUAGAUGCGAAGACCAACAUCUGGCUACCCCUGUACGAAACAUCAAGGCGCGAGUUGUACGAUAAAACUAGGCAAAACCUUACGCUACUUUUGUGCUGA